AUGCGCAUUUCUCUCAUUUCUUUAGCAGCCUCUUUGGUGGCGCCGGCUUUGGCCCUCUCAGCCAGCCGUUGCACGCCAGAGACAUUCACUCCUUACCUGACAUCCAAUGCUUCCUUGGUCUAUGCCGUGCCAUAUAGCCCCAAUGACACAUUUGUUGGUCCCAUGAGUAACUAUAGUGGGUUACCUGAAUAUUGCGCCGUCUACGUCAACAUUUCCUCGUCCAGCUCCUCUUCUUACGAGUUCGGCCUCUGGCUGCCAACUACGACAUGGAACAAGCGCUACAUCGCCUACGGAAAUGGUGGCUUCACUGGACAGAUUGCCUUUGACGAUAUGGCACCUGGUCUCUUCUAUGGAUUUGCGACAGUCUCGACCAACACGGGACACAACUCGACGGUUCAUGAAGCUGGUGAUGCCCAGUGGGCUCUCAAUGCCCCUGAAGUCCGAACCGAUUGGGGCUGGCGUGCUCUCCAUGGCAGUGUCGCCAUGGGGAAGAUACUGACCGAAGCUUUCUACAGCGAGGAUAUCAAGUACUCUUACUACUCGGGCUGUUCCACUGGAGGUCGCCAGGGAUUGAAGUCUCUCCAGAUGUUCCCCGAGGACUUUGACGGUGUUCUGGCUGGUGCUUGUGCCUGGUGGACAAGCCACAUGCAGAACUGGGAUUUGAAGGUGGCCACCUACAAUCUGCCCAACAACGCCAGUCACCACAUCACUGAGGAACUGAUGGACGUGCUGGGAGCUGAGGUUCUCCGCCAGUGUGAUGCCGUAGACGGCCUGAAGGACAACAUUAUCACGAAUGGAUAUGCCUGCGAUUUCCGUCCCGAAACCCUACUGUGCGACAGCCCAACAGCCAACACUAGCACUUGCUUCAACGCCGACCAGAUCGAUACCGUGAAAAAGAUUUACGGUGGCUGGAUAGAUGUCAAUCAGACCUUUGUUUUCCCUUCCAUCGCAUAUGGAGCCGAGUCUCAGUUGGCCCAGAUGAUCAUGACCGACGACGACGAGCAGGACUCCCCCAGUGGCAUCGCCUACCCCCGCGACUUCAUCUACAACGACCCCGACUGGCCCUGGCAGAACCUGGAUCUGGAGACUAUCCAGCUAUCCGAUAAGCUCGACCCGGGCAAUGCUACCGCCGAUGACUUCGACCUCCGUCCCUUCAUGAAGCGCGGUGGCAAACUCAUUCACUACCAUGGCUUCGCGGACGGCGAAAUCCCCACUAGUUCCAGUAUCUACUUCUACAACCAAGUUUUGAAGACCUUGAAGCCUCUCGGCGUUGAUCUGGACCAGUUCUACCGCUUCUACCUGAUUCCCGGUAUGGAGCACUGUCUUGACUCGGUGCACGAUGCUCCCUGGUACAUUGCUUCCGCCAACCAGCCCAGUGGCCUCACUGCGACCAACACUUGGAGUGUUCCUGGCUUCAAGGACCGCAAGCACGAUGCGCUCAUGGCCCUGAUGUCCUGGGUGGAGAAUGGCACAUCGCCCACGGAGCUGAUUGCCACCAAGUUUGUUGACGAUAACCCUACUCUGGGUGUUCAAGCUCAGCGUCCUCUGUGCCCUUAUCCCCAGGAGGCCAAGUAUACUGGUGGUGACUGGAACACUACUAGUGCUUUUACUUGUACCAAAACCUAG
This is a messenger RNA of Aspergillus wentii DTO 134E9, 1626 nucleotides long. RefSeq lists its product as uncharacterized. The coding region runs from base 1 to 1626 and encodes 541 amino acids. The record is from RefSeq and is a predicted model, not a curated record. Lineage: Eukaryota; Fungi; Ascomycota; Eurotiomycetes; Eurotiales; Aspergillaceae. The transcript has a single exon.